AGCGACUCUGAUGUCGUGGCGCUUUAGGGGAAGAAGUUGCUGUUUCGCCGGGCCCCGGUACUGAGGACGCAGUCCGGGUGACCCCUGGCGUCUUCCCACCCCUCCGCCCGCCUUUUCCCCCGCUCCUCUGGCAGGAUGAGGCGUGCAGGCCUGGGUGAAGGAGUACCUCCUGGCAACUAUGGGAACUAUGGCUAUCCUAAUAGUGGGUAUAGUGCCUGUGAAGAAGAAAAUGAGAGACUCACGGAAAGUCUGAGAAACAAAGUAACUGCUAUAAAAUCUGUAACCUCAGCUCCCACCCCCGCCCACUCCGGCGGGGGUGCAGACAAGCCUCUCGGGCUGGAUUCACAGUUUGAUUCUACAACUGGAUUUCUAGGUAAAACCAUGGGAAAACUGAAGAUUUUAUCCAGAGGGAGCCAAACAAAGCUGCUGUGCUAUAUGAUGCUGUUUUCAUUGUUUGUCUUUUUUGUCAUUUAUUGGAUUAUUAAACUGAGGUGAUGCAAGUCACUGAGUUUGGAAUUUGUUCCAACUUAACGGCUUGGAGUACCACUUCAGUAAAAAAAUCAGCAUCAAAACAUUCCUAAAUUUCAAAUAACACUAUGGCAUUUUCCAUCGAACAUUACUGAAUUUUACUUGUUUUAUAAAUCACAUUAGAUAAUACAGUGCUCUUUGAAUACUGUUUCUUAAUGAUUCAUUUUUUGCCCCUAUUUUCAGGGGUAUUGAGAUGGUCCGAGGUCAGCCUGGCCCUAAUAAGUUUUUUUCCUGUUUUUUGCUGUCAGGUUAAAUAGCAGUAUAAUAUCCUGUUGUUACCAUAAAUGUAGGUUUAUGUUCCACAUAAAGAAACUUAGUGGAAAAUAACAAUGCCUGGAGAGCCUUGUGCUGAGCUUUUGAGGUGGUGAGAAAGUUUGUGAUGGAUGGUAAAUGCAUUUUCCUGAACUGUCACCACCCCUGAUGACGUACUCUCCUUUUCUCCUUUAUUUGGUUAAAAUUGUAGGCUGAUUUCUUUUUACCUACAGGUUUCCUAAUAAUUUUUGAUGAUAUGACUCUUCUUCUGCUUCUGCCCAAGGACCUCAUUCUUUAAUAAAACUUGUUAUUUUGGCAUAUUUCUAGUAAGGUUCAAAACAAAUGUGUACCCGUAUAGUUGUCAUUUUCUAUUAACUUUAUAUAUAUACCAUUGACUUGGCUUAUAAUAGUUUUAUGAUUUUAGCUACUUAGGCCAUUUGGUUAUCACUUAUGACAGAAUAAUGUGAAGCUAAAGUAAUUGCUAAGCUCUGAAUGGAAAUAAAAUGUUCAAGAAAAGUAAUUGCCUCUGCUUUAUUAUGUGCUCAGAAUAAAUAUUGGAAAUACUCAGGCAUUGACCUUGCAGUUAAGGGCACUGUUACUUUAAUCCAGUGUAUUUGUCUAUAGGAAACAAAAUACAAAAGUGGACUGUUGAAUAGAAAGAGAUAUUAAAAUGUGAAAUACUCCGUAUUGCUACUAUUUUGGAAUUUGCCCAUUUAUGGGCUCCAAAAAUAAAAUUUUUAAUGAAAUA
Messenger RNA from Aethalodelphis obliquidens (Pacific white-sided dolphin), 1528 nucleotides. It is a transcript of the gene BET1, whose product is annotated as Bet1 golgi vesicular membrane trafficking protein. NCBI's taxonomy places the organism in Eukaryota, Metazoa, Chordata, Mammalia, Artiodactyla, Delphinidae. The record is from RefSeq and is a predicted model, not a curated record. The transcript has 4 exons. Bases 136 to 495 code for a protein of 119 amino acids.